GAACCAUUCAACAUGUACAAGACAGUGCUAGCUCUGUGCCUGGUAGGAGCAGCGGUGGCUCAGUACGGACACCAUGAGCACCAUGAAAAGAAGCACGAAGAACACGUUGUCGAUUAUUAUGCCCACCCAAAAUAUAAAUUCGACUACGGAGUACACGACCCCCACACCCACGACGUCAAGAAGCAGGAAGAGACCAGGGAAGGAGACGUGGUCAAGGGCUACUACUCCCUCUACGAACCCGAUGGUACCGAGAGGAUCGUCCACUACACCGCAGACAAGAAGAACGGUUUCAAUGCCGUCGUAGAGAGGAAAGGACACGCUGUCCACCCUCAGCAUUACGGACACUCAUCCGAGUCAUACUUCAAACAUCACCACGACCACCACUAUUAG
This is a messenger RNA of Nezara viridula (southern green stink bug), 390 nucleotides long. The record is from the annotation of a GenBank genome assembly. NCBI's taxonomy places the organism in Eukaryota, Metazoa, Arthropoda, Insecta, Hemiptera, Pentatomidae.